UCUCUACAACCUUUACUAGUCUAAUCUCCUUCUCUCUCUCUCUCUCUCUCUCUCUAAUGAGCCCAAUUUGUUCCACAACCUUUACUAGUCUCCUUCUUCCAAUUCGCUCUCUGUACAGAACCCAAUUUGGUCUCCACCUUUAAAAUCCAUAUAUGGCUUCUCAACACCCUUUACUAGUCUUCUUCUCCCACAUCUCUCUCUCUAGGGAACCCAAUUUGGUCUCCACCUCUAAGAUCCCUAUGGCUUCUCCAAAACCUUUCCUUGAUCCUUGUAAUUCGCGGUUUGGAUUGGCCAGUGUGAAGCUCCGGGAAGCUCCGGCAGGGUUUGGAUCCAAUUCACCAAGGAGAGAGAAGACUCUAGAUCUAUUUGGUCAACGUCAAUAGUUCUGAGAGAGUUUCAAACAAAAACAGGAUACUGGGCAAGUAUCAGUUUUUUUUUUUUUACUUUUUGGGUUUGUAACGUUUUAAUUUUUUUUGGGCUUAGGCCUCUGUGGGCCUGUAUUACAAUUUUGUACCUUAUUGCAUUUGUUUUUAUCCCUGCAUUUCAUGUAAGCAUACUCUUCAAAGGUUGCGUUCCUUCAUCGUUCCUUCUUCUACCUUUCAAUCGAAAAUGAGCUCCAUCAUCCUGAUGAAGUCACUUUCAUUGGUCAGAAAAUGCAGAUUUCUCUCUGCAUAUGGAGGAAGGUUUCCAGUUCGUGCUUAUGCAGCUCCUGCACCUACUUUUGAGCCAUAUGUGGCUCAAUCCAGGUACCUUGGUUCUACUUCUAUAUCAGAUGAACAUCCAUCUUUUGAACCUUCCUCUAUGAAGACGUUUGUCGAACCAUCUGCCUUUGAUAGUUUCAAGGCUCAUCAGGCAGCGCAUGUUAUAGUUAUGCUGCACCUUAAGCCGUCUAUUUUGGGUGAUUUGGUCUUCCGAAAUGAACUUACUAUUCCGGCUGAGAAAUCUGAUCUGCUAAAUGGUCUUUGCUGCAUGAGUCGUUAUUCAUUAUUUCCCUCUGAUAGCGUUACGAAGAAGGAUCUUCGUAACCGUUUAUGCAUUCUGGUUGCUGGAUAUGUGGGCGAAGAGAUGUCUUUUGGGCCUAAUUUUGUCACGACACGUUCUAAAUUAGAUUUCAAAGCUGGAAUGAACUUAGCUUGGUAUAUGGUUUCUGAGUUUGCUUUUGGGGAAUUUGGUCCCGGUUCGUUUUCUGACAGAAGCUGCGUCUCUGAUCAAAAUUUAUAUUCUAUGGAGAAAGCGGCGAGACAUUUGCUUGCCGAUGCUGUGAGGGUAGCUCGUCAGUGCCUUAUUCAACAUUUAUCUCAGUUUCAUUCUAUUGCUAAAGCUAUUGGCCGCGGUGAGGUUCCUACUCCCGAAAAUGUUGACAAGUUAACCAGUGGAUGUUGAUAAUUUUGCUGAUUUACAUGGGAAUCUAUAGUUUGCUGCUUAACCAGGGGAUGUUGAUAAUUUUGCUGAUUUACAUGGGAAUCUAUAGUUUGCUGCUAACAAGACAAUUUUAGUUUUUUGUUAAUGUUUUUUUUGUAAUUAAGUAAAACAGUGUUUACUGAUGUGAUUUUUAGCUUUGGAAUUAAGGAUUCACUCAUUGCAAUAGCAGGGUGUGUUUACUGAUGUGAUUUUCAUCAUUGUAUUUGGUUCAAGUUGAUUCAUCACAUUAAUACUCUAAUUUAGGGUUCAUAGCAA
Messenger RNA from Lotus japonicus, 1677 nucleotides. RefSeq lists its product as uncharacterized. The coding region runs from base 610 to 1383 and encodes 257 amino acids. NCBI's taxonomy places the organism in Eukaryota, Viridiplantae, Streptophyta, Magnoliopsida, Fabales, Fabaceae. Gene Ontology annotation, molecular function: ATP binding; metalloendopeptidase activity; ATP-dependent peptidase activity. The record is from RefSeq and is a predicted model, not a curated record. Gene Ontology annotation, biological process: proteolysis. The transcript has 5 exons.